This is a messenger RNA of Anopheles funestus (African malaria mosquito), 904 nucleotides long. Its product is annotated as basic salivary proline-rich protein 4-like. Bases 73 to 720 code for a protein of 215 amino acids. Lineage: Eukaryota; Metazoa; Arthropoda; Insecta; Diptera; Culicidae. The transcript has 2 exons. The record is from RefSeq and is a predicted model, not a curated record.
AGUAGUUAUCCUAAACUACCUUACAAUGCAUUAGAAAGUCUUCGAAAACUCAAGUCUAGAGUGCUGGCAACCAUGAAGCGAUUGAUAAUUCUGAUUUGUAUAGCAACAAUAGCUAAUGCGAGAGCACUGGAGAAACGAGAAGACUCACAACAAGUUCAGGAAGUAAAGCCAGUCCAAUUUCGAAGUCAGCAGGUAAAAGGAGAAACACCUCCCCAGCAGACUGUUCAAGAGCAACAACAAGCUCCGAAACUUCCAAACCAUCCCCAUACAAAUUCACCUCAAAAGACAUCAGGAGUCAAGAAACCAUCAAAUCCCCCACAAGGUCAAAAACCGGAAAAAAUACAAAAACCGAAAGAUAAGCAUCCUCCAAGUCCAAAUUCGCCGAAGAAGAAAACUCCCUCCGCAAAGGGUGAAAAAGAACCACCACAAAAACAGAUCAAAGGUCCUCCGGAAGCGAAACAUCCACAAUCCCAAAUUAAAGGUACCCCAACAACGAAAACUUCAAAAUCUGCCGUUAAAACUCCUCCAGCGCAGGUAAAAGGACCUCCACAAACGAAAGGUUCGCAAGGACCUAGACAAACGAAAGGUCCGCAAGGACCUUCACAACCACAAAUCAAAGGAUCUGCGCAAGCGUCACCAAAGAAACAAUCACCACGCGCUCAGGUGGAACAAGUACCCCAAACUAAAGACGCACAGACUAAAGAACAGACGAAGGGUUAAAGUUGAAAAAAUAUCCUAAAUGGUAUAGGUUUGACCCAAGAUAUCACUAUGAUCUAUCUUUGCCCACCAUUAUCGUGUUGUGCGUCUAAGCAGAUGCUCAAGAUGAAUACAACAACGUUUGGCUUUUAAAUUCUUUAGUGUGUGAGAACCUCUUUAAUAAAUUUGAUGAUUACGAGCGAGCGAA